Molecule: messenger RNA, 3530 nt
Organism: Talpa occidentalis (Iberian mole)
Lineage: Eukaryota; Metazoa; Chordata; Mammalia; Eulipotyphla; Talpidae
Gene: TM9SF3
Product: transmembrane 9 superfamily member 3
Exons: 15
Coding region: 204-1967 (587 amino acids)
Biological process (GO): protein localization to membrane
Cellular component (GO): membrane
Source: RefSeq, a predicted model, not a curated record
GAGGAAGAGGCUGAGGAGGCGCCGGGGGGCGGGGGAGGCUCGGGAGCGGGCGGUGACGGCGGCGGCGGCGCGGAGGAGCCAGCGGCUGGGCCCGGGCCCGGUGCGUCUGUCCGCGCCCCGUGGAUGCGAAUCGGCCGCGGCGGACGCGGCGGCGGCGGCGGAGGAGCUGGUGGGCCGGCGCCGGGCCGGUGGGCGCGCGCAGGAUGAGGCCGCUGCCGGGCGCUCCCGGCGUGGCGGCGGCCGCCGCGCUGUUGCUGCUGCUGCUGCCCCGGGCCCGGGCGGACGAGCACGAGCACACGUAUCAAGAUAAAGAAGAAGUUGUCUUAUGGAUGAAUACUGUUGGGCCCUAUCAUAAUCGCCAAGAGACAUAUAAAUACUUUUCACUUCCAUUCUGUGUGGGGUCAAAAAAAAGUAUCAGUCAUUACCAUGAAACUCUGGGAGAAGCACUUCAAGGAGUUGAAUUGGAGUUUAGUGGCCUAGAUAUUAAAUUCAAAGAUGAUGUGAUGCCAGCUACUUACUGUGAAGUUGACUUAGAUAAAGAAAAGAGAGAUGCAUUUGUAUAUGCUAUAAAAAAUCACUACUGGUACCAGAUGUACAUAGAUGACUUACCAAUAUGGGGUAUUGUUGGUGAAGCAGAUGAAAAUGGAGAAGAUUACUAUCUGUGGACCUACAAAAAACUUGAAAUAGGUUUUAAUGGAAAUCGAAUUGUUGAUGUUAAUCUAACUAGUGAAGGGAAGGUGAAACUGGUUCCCAAUACUAAAAUCCAAAUGUCAUAUUCAGUAAAAUGGAAAAGGUCAGAUGUAAAAUUUGAAGAUCGAUUUGACAAAUAUCUUGAUCCAUCCUUUUUUCAACACAGGAUUCAUUGGUUUUCAAUCUUCAACUCCUUCAUGAUGGUGAUAUUCUUGGUGGGCUUAGUUUCAAUGAUUUUAAUGAGAACUUUAAGGAAGGAUUAUGCACGAUACAGUAAAGAAGAAGAAAUGGAUGACAUGGAUAGAGACCUAGGAGAUGAGUAUGGAUGGAAGCAGGUGCAUGGAGAUGUAUUCAGACCGUCAAGUCACCCACUGAUAUUUUCCUCUCUCAUUGGUUCUGGAUGUCAGAUAUUUGCUGUGUCUCUCAUUGUUAUUAUUGUUGCAAUGAUAGAAGACUUGUAUACAGAGAGGGGAUCAAUGCUCAGUACAGCAAUAUUUGUCUAUGCUGCUACAUCUCCAGUGAAUGGUUAUUUUGGAGGAAGUCUGUAUGCUAGACAAGGAGGAAGGAGAUGGAUAAAACAGAUGUUUAUUGGGGCAUUUCUUAUCCCAGCUAUGGUGUGUGGUACAGCAUUCUUCAUCAACUUUAUAGCCAUCUAUUACCAUGCUUCUAGAGCCAUUCCUUUCGGAACAAUGGUGGCCGUUUGUUGCAUCUGUUUUUUUGUUAUUCUUCCUCUAAAUCUUGUUGGUACAAUACUUGGCCGAAAUUUGUCAGGUCAGCCCAACUUUCCUUGUCGUGUCAAUGCAGUGCCUCGUCCCAUACCAGAGAAAAAAUGGUUCAUGGAGCCUGCAGUUAUUGUUUGCCUGGGAGGAAUUUUACCCUUCGGCUCAAUCUUUAUUGAAAUGUAUUUCAUCUUCACGUCUUUUUGGGCAUAUAAGAUCUAUUAUGUCUAUGGCUUCAUGAUGCUGGUGCUGGUCAUCCUGUGCAUAGUGACCGUCUGUGUGACCAUUGUGUGCACAUACUUUCUACUAAAUGCAGAGGAUUAUAGAUGGCAAUGGACAAGUUUUCUCUCUGCUGCAUCAACUGCAAUCUAUGUUUACAUGUAUUCCUUUUACUACUAUUUUUUCAAAACAAAGAUGUAUGGCUUAUUUCAAACAUCAUUUUACUUUGGAUACAUGGCAGUAUUUAGCACAGCCUUGGGGAUAAUGUGUGGAGCAAUUGGUUACAUGGGAACAAGUGCCUUUGUCCGAAAAAUCUAUACUAAUGUGAAAAUUGACUAGAGACCCAAGAAAAUCUGGAACUUCGGAUCAAAAUAGGGGUGGAACUUGCACAGCAUAAAAAGAGCAAGAAGAGAUUUGGGCUUUAACACUGGGUAUUCUGUGGGUCUCUCUUUCGUGGAUGACUUAAAGUAACAUCUAUUUCCAUUGAUCCUAGGUUCUUAGUGACUGCUUUCUCCAACUGUUCACAGCAAAUGCUUGGAUUUUAUGCAGUAGGCAUUACUACAGUACAUGGCUAAUCUUCCCAAAAACUAGCUCAUUAAAAAUGAAAUAGACCAGCUCUCUUCAGUGAAGAGGACAAAUAGUUUAUUUAAAGCAUUUGUUCAAAUAAAAUUAAGAGGGGGAAACGCGGAUGCUAAAAUUACAUGACUAGAAAUCUUCCUGGCACUUAGUGUUUCUACGGUAUUGAAAAAUGAUGUUCCAGAAAGAUUACUUUUUUCUCUUAUUUUUAUUGCCAUUGUUAAUCUGUUGUGGGACAUUUUUAUAUAUUGAAUCUGGGUUCUUUUUUGACCUGCUUUUUUUCUCCCAACUCAACUGCAUCCUUUUUUUUUGAAAGUGAAAAUUAAAAAAUCAAUCCUGCAUGUAAUAUAUCUGCUGUCAUCUUAGUUGGACCAACUUUAUUUAUCUUAAAACUAUUCAGUUAAUCUUAAUUUCAUCCAAAGAAGAUACAGUCUGAAGAUAGAGGAGUACUCUCUACAAUUAAAUUUACUGUACAGUUAGAAAGCAAAGUGUUAAAUGGAGAAGAUAUUUGUUUCUAUUAAACAUUUUGAGAUUUAGAUAAACUACAUUUUAACUGAAUGUCUAAAGUGAUUAUCCCUCCCCCCUCUCCCCACAUUAGUCUUACAUCUUUUUUGGGUUUGAAUGAAGGUUUUACAUAAGAAAUUAUUAAAAACAAGGGGUGGGUGGGUAAUAAAUGUAUAUAACAUUAAAUAAUGUAACGUAGGUAUAGAUUCCCAAAUGCAUUUGGAUGUACAGAUUGACUACAGAGUGCUUUUUUCUGAUGAUGAUUGGUGUAGAAAUGUGUGAAUUUGGGUGGCUUUUUACAUCUUGCCUACCACUGCAUGAAACAUUGGGGUUUCUUCAAAAUGUGUGUCAUAUUUCUUUUGGGAGGGGGGAUUGUUUUCUGUUUCUUCUCUGGGACUCCCACAGGAGCUAAAUUUGUAAUUUAGAAACAUUUAAUUUUGUUAAUCCUGUCUGGGGCACUUAAAUAACAUCUAAAGCAUUACUGCUUUAGAAUGUUAAAAUAAAAUUUCCUGACCAAAUUGUUUUGUGAAUAUAGAUGUGUUUGCAAUUUAAAGAUAUCUUUUUAAAAAGGCAAUAUUACUGAAUGCAAUUUUUAAAAAUAUACUUAUAAACUAUACUUUUCUAAUACAGGGAACGCCCACUUUCAAAUCCCCAAACUUGCUUACAUCUAGAUUGUCCAGUACAGUCACCAAGUGAAUGACAAGUCCUUUGAAUGAAAUUGUGGCACAAAAUCUGUUCAGGUUGGUGUACCAUGUAAAGUGGGAAUGGGGUGAAAGUGGUUAGCUAAUUACUGGAUAAGCAAAUAAAGGUUGCAGUUUUCUA